Solanum tuberosum (potato) is the source of this 1478-nucleotide messenger RNA. RefSeq lists its product as uncharacterized. NCBI's taxonomy places the organism in Eukaryota, Viridiplantae, Streptophyta, Magnoliopsida, Solanales, Solanaceae. The transcript is spliced from 2 exons. The record is from RefSeq and is a predicted model, not a curated record. Bases 319 to 1449 code for a protein of 376 amino acids.
UUUAGGAAUUGGAAAGUGAUUGUAAGACCCAUUAUACUCAUUUUCCUUCUCUCUAACUCACUUUACACUGAAGCUUCUCUCCAAAACCCACUAAAGUUUCUCUCCAAAACUUACAUGCAGAAGCACUGGUGGAAACGAUCUGAUUUUCCAAAGCUCCAAUCGGUGUAGCUCCAAGUUCCAAGCUCAUCCAAAGUUCAUCUCCAAGCUCAUCUCAAAACUCUCCAAGAAGACCUCAUGCUUCUCUUCAAGCAGAUUUUUUCGAAGUAAAGGACUAUAGAUCGGAAGAUUUGCUUGCCAAUCUACCCAAAAAUCGAGAAAAUGAAAAUUCCCGAGCAUCGAAAAUGGAUGGUAAAUAGACUAAUCCCCAGUCGAGCGGGAUAUACUGAUGAAUUUAUAAGUGGAAUGGAUGAAUUUAUUAAAUUUGCUUGUAGUCAACAGAAGUAUUUGUCUGAAAAAGUUAUAAGGUGUCCUUGUAAGCGUUGUAAAAAUAUGAAGCAUCUGACACCCGAUGAAGUUAAUGUGCAUGUUUUUCGAAAAGGAUUCACACCAAGAUAUUGGUAUUGGACGUCACAUGGAGAGGAAGCCCCUUCAAUUAAUUUGAAUGAACAUAUCUAUUUUGGUGAUUCAAGUAGUCAUCAAGAAUGUGACUUUGACAUACCCUCAAGCAGUCAAUGUAACAUUCUAGAAAAAAAUUGUGAACACGUAGGUAUGAUUGAUGCUGCUGCUGCAGUAGAAUUUAGUCAUCAAGUUGAACCCAAUGUAGAAGAGUCUCCGAAUAUAGGUGCUAGCAGAUUUUACAAAAUGUUGAAUUCAGCUCAGAAUCCCUUAUGGCAUGGAUGCGAAUAUUCAGAGUUGUCUGUGGCUGUUAGAAUGAUGAGUAUUAAAUCUGAAUACAAUAUGUCUCAUAGUUGUUUUAAUGCAAUGGCUCAAUUAAUGAAAGAGACAAGCUCUCUAGAUAAUAAGAUACCUCUUGAUUACUACCGAGCGAAGAAGCUAGUGUCGGGGCUUGGUCUAACUAGCCAAAAAAUUGAUUGUUGUGUUAAUGGAUGUAUGCUAUAUUACAAGGCUGAUAAACAGAUGACAGAAUGUAAGUUUUGUAAAGAACCUCGUUAUAAAAAGCGUGUGGGCAAGAAGGGUAAGAAAAAUAUUCCACACAAGACAAUGCAUUACCUGCCACUUAUUCCUAGACUUCAACGAUUAUAUGCUUCGAAAAGAUCUGCUGAACACAUGAGGUGGCACUAUGAAAAUUGCAGGGAAGAAGGUGUGUUAUGCCACCCUUCGGAUGGAGAAUCAUGGAAAAAUUUUGAUCGAACUUAUCCAGACUUUGUUGUAGAGCCUAGAAAUGUUAGGCUUGGUCUUUGUUCUGAUGGUUUUACUCCUUUUUGGCCAAUCAGGAUCAUCAUACUCUUGUUGGCCAGUGAUUGUUACACCGUACAAUCUUCCUCCUGAUAUUUGUAUGGCUGCCCCAUAUAUGUUCU